Messenger RNA from Gastrolobium bilobum, 2048 nucleotides. RefSeq lists its product as uncharacterized. The transcript has 9 exons. The record is from RefSeq and is a predicted model, not a curated record. Lineage: Eukaryota; Viridiplantae; Streptophyta; Magnoliopsida; Fabales; Fabaceae. Bases 308 to 1840 code for a protein of 510 amino acids.
UCCAUUUCUGUUCACUUUGAUAACUUCGCAUGCGGUUUCUUAAUUAGCUCAAUUUUCAUUUUUUUCAUGUAAUUUAGGGUGUGUUUGGAUAAACUUUGAAAAAUAUUUUUUGGAUAAAAGUUAGCUUUUCUAGCUUAUGAGAAAGCUCUAAAAUAGUUUUUUUUUUUUCUUUUGAAAAAGUAUACAAUAUAUAUUUGUAUGCUUCUGUUUUCUUCAUAAACGUGUAUUUGUGUGUGAAUAUAAAUGAGAAAAAAAGAGUAAACGGAUGCUCAGUGAAAUUGUAGGAUAAGAUUAAAAAGAACAUGAGAUGGAUCGUGAAGAAUAUUCGGGGAAAUGUUCCAAUAUGAAAUGCCAAAGGGUUCAGGUGGAUGAAUCAUUUGUACCUGCUCUUAAGGAUGAAGUAAUGGAAGUUGAGCAUUUACUUGCAGAACCUAGAAAUGAUCAUGUUUCAGUGGAUAGUAUGUUGUAUUUUAAUGAGGAGAAUGUAGAGAAAUGUUAUGACGCCGAAAGUCUUUCUUGUGGAUUUGAAUUUGGUUUAAAAUCAAGUAUUGGCGGUUUGGAUUCUCAUACAACUUUGAAUGGCAAGGAUGAUUUGGAACUGGAGGUACUUGAUGGAUUGCUAGAUGAUGUCGAAAUCCAUGAUUUUGAAGGAACUGAUGGAUUCUCCGUCGCAUGUGAUGAGUACUUGGAUUUUGAAUUUUCCAACAAAGCUGGGUACUUCUUGGAUUUUGAAUUUUCCAACAAAGCUGAGGUACUAGGCUCUGGUCCUUGUGACAGUUCACUUUUGCAAAACUCAAGUUCAGAAAGUCAUUCUUCAGGAUUAAGUGGAAGUAGUAUUGUUGGUGGGGUAUCAGAAUCAACAAAAGUGCCCAUUGCACAAUCCAAUUGCAAAAGUGAUUCUCUAGAUGAGACAGUAACGUAUGAGUCACAUGGUGCCUUCAGGAGCAAUCCAAGUCAACCAUCGAAUGUAGAUUGCCUGUACAACAUUUCACUUGAUAUACAGCAUCUGCAUGGGUUGGAUAACGAUCACCAUUUUGCUGGUGGUAUAUUGUCUUAUGAGAAGGGUUCUGUUGAAAAAUGCCAACCUGCUGCACUUAGAGAGAAGAGAUUCCGAAAGCCUACUCAGAGGUAUAUUGAAGAAUCUUCAAAUUUGAAGUCAAAGGAAAAGGUAGCAACUGCUGUUACAAAAAAUAAACAUAUGAGCGUGUCGUCAUGUGAUGAACUUCGUAUAAGACUUAAGGCAUUGAAAAAGAUUCCAGGUGAGAAGUCUAGUAAUGGAAAUAGUGAUGUGACGCUUUCUGAGUUGCAAGUUUGCAAGGGGCAUCCUAAGAAAGAGAAAGUUGAGUAUGACAAUGAGUCAUUCUCCUCGGAGUCUGAGGAUGAAUGUUUGACACCAAAAAGAUCUAGAAAGAAAGAUCGGAGAAAGCAUCAGAGGAUGUGGAAUCUCUCUGAAGUGAUGAAGCUGGUAGAUGGUGUAUCUGAAUAUGGAGUUGGUCGAUGGACUGAUAUAAAGAGGUUUUUGUUUUCUUCCUCGAGCUACCGAACUCCCAUAGAUCUCAGGGACAAGUGGCGUAAUCUAUUAAGAGCCAGUUCUGCACAGAAAUUCAACAAGAAAGAGGCUGAGCAAAAUGACGAGCUUGCAUUACGUCCCUUACCAUUGGAUGUGGCAUGCCGUGUGCGUGAAUUGGCUAAAAUUCACCCAUACCCAAGGCAGCGUGGCUCAAAGAAAUUGUGUGUUAGCCAAGUUGGCUCUUCUGCCAUUGUUAGUCAAAGUAAAGAUUCUCCUCCCAUUAGUCUUAGCAAAAGAAAUGUACGUAGGAAUAAGUUUACUUUAAAGUAAAACUCCGUGUGUAAUAGUUCAGUGAAUCCAUAGUCAAAAGAAUCUUGUUGAAUAUUAGCUAUAUAACAUUUGCACAAUUUUAUACUUUCUAGUGUUUUCUGCUUUUGUAUCUACAAAGGCAGAGAAAUUUUGUACUUUAAAACUUGAGGAGUUAUUAGUUGGCCUACAUUAGUUUGCGAUUCUUAAUGCCUAACCCCUUAAAUAGUAU